Molecule: messenger RNA, 806 nt
Organism: Neofelis nebulosa (Clouded leopard)
Lineage: Eukaryota; Metazoa; Chordata; Mammalia; Carnivora; Felidae
Gene: ZNF428
Product: zinc finger protein 428
Exons: 2
Coding region: 61-639 (192 amino acids)
Source: RefSeq, a predicted model, not a curated record
CCGGGGAGGGACACUGCCUAGCUGCUCCUCUGCUCCUGUCUCCUGUCUCCUCCCCUGGCCAUGACAGAGACCCGUGAGCCAGCUGAGACUGGGGGCUAUGCCAGCUUGGAAGAAGACGAUGAGGACCUCUCUCCAGGCCCUGAGCAUUCCUCUGACUCUGAAUACACUCUCUCAGAGCCAGACUCCGAAGAGGAAGAAGAUGAGGAGGAGGAGGAGGAGGAGGCCACUGACGAUCCUGAAUAUGACCCUGGCUACAAGGUGAAGCAACGCCUGGGGGGGGGCCGGGGGGGCCCGUCCCGCCGGGCCCCCCGUGCAGCCCAGCCCCCGGGCCCCCCAGCCCAGCCCUGCCAGCUCUGUGGCCGCUCACCCCUUGGGGAGGCCCCACCAGGCACCCCACCUUGCCGGCUCUGCUGCCCAGCUACAGCCCCCCAGGAAGCUCCAGCCCCUGAAGGCAGGGCCCUCGGGGAGGAAGAGGAGGAGCCGCCUCGGGCUGGGGAGGGUCGACCAGCUGGGAGGGAGGAGGAGGAGGAAGAUGAGGAGGAGGAGGGCACCUAUCACUGUACGGAGUGUGAGGAUUCCUUCGACAACCUCGGGGAGCUGCACGGGCACUUCAUGCUGCAUGCCCGGGGCGAGGUGUAGGCAGAGCCCCCCACCCAGGGAGCUUGGCUAAAGGGGUGGGGUGGGAGGAGGGGGCUGAGGAAAUUGGGGUGGUCGCAAUGGUCAUAUGGGACGGGGUACCGCCGAUCUGUGUCGUCUUAGCAGUAGAUGUGUGAAGGCCAGAAUAAAAGCCAAAUUCUGUGUGUGUC